ACUGCGAGACCUUCUGCAGAACCCACCCAUGGAAGAUGGCGCCUUCAUUGAGGGCAUCCUGUCCAGGGGGAGGCACCAGCGCCUCCUCGUCUGCGAAAAUGGCACGAUACUGUGUGACAAUGUCAAAGAGGUGGACGCGGCAGGCCUCAAUGGUCUUGGUGAUAUGCACAUAGGGGUCCUCUUCAGGAAUGGCGGUAAGGACAGAGCGCAGCCAGAGGUCCCGUGCCUGCAGGAAGGUAAUGCGCAGCUCGGCCUCAGUGAAGAUGUCCAUGCAGCGCAGGUAGCCAAUGAUGCGCAAACAGGCCGGCAGCUGGAUGUUGGUGCGAAGCUGCUGGAUCAGUUGGGUAAGCAUGAGUUGGCUGGACUGGCGCACCUCUGCCACUAUGCCCUGGGAAGGAGAGGAGAGACCAGAUAAGCUUCUCUUACCCAAACCUCCCCUGUGGCACAGCAGGACCCCAAGACCAGGAGGGCUGGAUGAGCUGACUCCAGGCCUGCAAGGCUAUUUGAUUGUCACCAGGAUCCCCACAGCCUGCUUAUAGGAUUGGCUACAGGUCAGAAGCAGAACAUCUGCGUUGCCUCCAAGAGGUUCCAGAUCUCUGCCACCACCUCCAGUUAAACAGGCCAAGAGGUAGCUGGUGGGAAGACUCUCCAGGCUGUGCGGAGUAUACUUGGAGAGCCUUUGCCAGCCAAAAGAAGCACUCUGUCGGGCUUAGUGAACAAGCAGGUCUGAUCUGGUGUAAAAGAGCUACAUUUUACAUGAACAGUGCGGACUCCGAAGUUUUUGCAAGGCAUAACUGAUCUGUGUUAAGUGGCCUCAAUAAUGCACUCUUGCUUACAGAUGCAAAAAGGGCUUUGCUAGAUCAGAAUGGGGACUGCCUGCCUUGUCUCAGAAAUCUGUGUUUACAAAGAAUCCCACCAACGGGCAGGUUAGGCCUUAGCCAAGAGUCCGUUGGUGGAAUGUGCUCUACUUUCUCCCCAUCCCUGCUUUGGAGGAUGCACUUAAAAGAGAUUGGCGGCCUGUAUUCUGCUUUGUUGAAAUAAAAGAAACAGACCCUCCAACAAAUGCAGAAAUCCUCAAUGCAACAAGCUCACAGCAGCACUUAGGCAAGAACAGAAGAAGCCUCAAAUCUACAGCGAUUCUAGUUUUUACAGCACCUCCUUACAGCUCACAAUGGGCCAGGACAGUGAGCCUUGCUGCCUUUUUCAACAGACCUUUUACUCCAGUCCCAAAACUCUGGGAGCGGAUGGCUGGGAAUGCCCACCACCACCACCACUUCCCAACUGGCUUCAGGCAGUUCUGCAGCCUGCAGGGGACAGAGUGGCACCUGGAUGACUGGGAUAGAGGCGUGCUUCUUCUCCAGGCGGCGGACGUAGGACACCAGCUCCAGGGCCUCCUCGUAGUAGCUGUUGCGGACGCAGGUGUCCAUCAGCUGGGGAAUCUCCAGCACUUCCAGGAUCUCCGUGUGGCGGUUCAGGGUCAGGUUGUUCAUGCGGCGGUUCUGGGCGAUCUGCUCAGCCUCGCGCAUGAAGUUCCUGGAGGCGGAAGGGGAAAAGGAAGCAGGUCAGGCCAGGCAAAGCCAAAGGGAAGCCAGGCAGCCCCCACCCACAGCCAGUGGCAGGGAGUUCCGCAAGUCAACAGUGGAGGGACACUGAUCUGCGGUCCCAGGAGGAUUCCUGCCCCGAAGGCGGCAGCCAAAAUCCCCUCCUGCUCCUCACCGGCAGGCCUCGGCGAAGGGCGGGAGGCGGCCCAAGAGGCGGUCGAGCCCCUGCUCGAUGCCUCCGAAGCCGCGGCGGGUCUCGGCGGUGCACUCGGCGGAGCGGAUGAAGGUCUUGUAGUGGGCGAAGGCCAAGGCCCGCGUCUGUGCCCCGAGCUGCGCCCGCUCUUCCGCCAGCCGGCCGGGCUCCCUCCGCAGCGCCUCCAGGCCCAGCCCCGACAGCGCCGCCAGGUAGGCCGGCAGCUCCGCGUCCCCCGCCGCCAGGGGCGGAGGUGGCGGGGUGGACGCUCCCCGGAAAAGCCAGGCCAGCAGGCUCGCCUCCUCCAGGGCCGCCGAAGUCUCCGGGGCCGCCAUCGGGCCUUCCUCGACGUGGACCAGGAAGUGAUCGCUAUGGCAACCGGGAGGCCGCGCUAGCCAGGAAGCGGCGGCGGCGAGUCCCUCCGUGGCACAUCCGGGUGGCGCUCUGGAUAAGAACUCUGUGGUUCCAGGACGUGUCAUGACCCCUCGGGCCGGAAGGCCAGGCGGCGACGCUCUGGCCUAGAGAUCCUCGUAUUCUAUCGUGACCAUAGACAUCUGCCUAGGGGAAUCCUAGGAGCGUCAGAGACCCGAACUUAGUUCGACGUAGCAACUUCCGCUCCGCAGACUCAGAGCACGCGGGGCACCGGCAUCUAUCCCGGAGCGUGUCGGGCAGGGCGAUGCGGCCGCUCACGGAGGAGGAGACGCGCGCGCUCUUUGAGAAGCUCGCCAGAUAUGUUGGUGAGAACAUCCAGCUCCUACUCGACCGGCCUGAUGGUGCCUACUGCUUCCGCCUGCACAAGGAGCGUGUCUAUUACCUCAGCGAGAGGAUCCUGAAGCUUGCUACAAGCAUCCCCCGGGAGAACCUGGUAUCUCUGGGCACCUGCUUUGGAAAGUUUACCAAGACCCAGAAGUUCCGACUCCACAUCACUGCCCUGGAUUACCUUGCUCCCUAUGCCAAGUAUAAAGUGUGGGUGAAGCCUGGGGCAGAGCAGUCCUUCCUUUAUGGGAACCACAUCCUGAAGUCCGGCCUGGGGCGCAUUACCGAGAGCACUGCCCAGUACCAGGGUGUUGUGGUAUAUUCCAUGGCUGAUGUCCCCCUGGGCUUUGGAGUGGCAGCCAAAUCCACCCAGGAGUGCCGGAAAGUGGACCCCAUAGCAAUCGUGGUGUUUCACCAAGCAGAUAUUGGGGAGUACAUACGGCAUGAGGAGACACUGACUUAAAUGGCAGGGCAGAAGCCCCAAAGACUGACUUCCCACCCUCCUCAGAUAAAAGAUGCCUUGGACUUUCAACCAAUCUGUGCACCUUUUCACUCAGACUAUGGAAGGUGUGCUUAUGUAGGUUGUUAAACUGCCAGCCAAACAGCCCUGUCCAUCCGUCUCCUGAUGGCUCAGCAACAACAAGACUGUACUUGCCUGCGGAUGAGCCAUAAAACGUUGGCAGUUCUGGGGACAGAACUAUAAUUUCUGACACAGUGAAACUAUUUCAUUUUAUUCCUCUAAUUGUCUUGUUCAUCUGGUGUUCAGGGAACUGAUUAGGGUGCAGCCUCUUCUAUUUUCCCCUGUAUUUGGGGGGUUGGUAACCAGGGUGGCGUUUUCCUGGGAUACAGAAAAGAGGCAGUCAGAAGUUCCCUUUUCCUAUCACAUUCACUGCUGCAGAUGCCUUUGCUUUCUGGCUGGCUGUCUCUCUUGGGAAAUGAACAGGGGGAGAAGAAAGAGAUAAACACAAUUCUAUUUGCCGCCAUGUGUUAACAGUGCCCUUAUUAUGCUUCUGGAUCAGUGUAAAAUCUUCUAUAUUUAUGCUGUGGUUGCAGAAAAACAACUCUCAUGUUUUGAGUCAUGUUUAUUUUAA
Messenger RNA from Rhineura floridana, 3581 nucleotides. It is a transcript of the gene NIP7, whose product is annotated as nucleolar pre-rRNA processing protein NIP7. Gene Ontology annotation, cellular component: nucleus; nucleolus; preribosome, large subunit precursor. The transcript has 5 exons. Gene Ontology annotation, biological process: ribosome assembly; ribosomal large subunit biogenesis. Bases 2411 to 2953 code for a protein of 180 amino acids. NCBI's taxonomy places the organism in Eukaryota, Metazoa, Chordata, Lepidosauria, Squamata, Rhineuridae. Gene Ontology annotation, molecular function: RNA binding. The record is from RefSeq and is a predicted model, not a curated record.